This is a messenger RNA of Danio aesculapii, 3070 nucleotides long. RefSeq names its product tripartite motif containing 35-27 (gene trim35-27). The record is from RefSeq and is a predicted model, not a curated record. The transcript is spliced from 7 exons. NCBI's taxonomy places the organism in Eukaryota, Metazoa, Chordata, Actinopteri, Cypriniformes, Danionidae. The coding region runs from base 65 to 1771 and encodes 568 amino acids. Gene Ontology annotation, molecular function: protein binding; zinc ion binding.
UGUGACGUCACGGCUCAGCUGUAUUUGAAUCUCCGCCGCACUUCAGCGAGCAGGAUAAAGCGAGAUGGCGAUGGCGUCGGUGUUCGCGGAGAGCCUCCAGUGCUCGGUGUGUCGAGACAUCUUCAGGGACCCGGUGCUGCUGCUCUGCUCUCACAGCUUCUGCCGGGCGUGUGUGCAUCAGUACUGGGAGCACAGCGGGUCCCGGAUCUGCCCCGAGUGCCGCGCACUCUUCCCAAUGGAGCAUCCGCCGUGCAACCGCGCGCUGAAGAACCUGUGCGAGAUCUUCCUGCAGGAGAGGAGCCGGAGCGCAUGCGCAGAAGCUCGGCUGCGCUGUGAGGAGCACGGAGAGACUCUGGAGCUCUUCUGUGUGGAGGAGCACCGGCUGAUGUGCAGAGUGUGUGUGGAGGAAGAAGGAAACACCUGCAUACCUGUGGAGGAGGCCGCACACAGGAUCAAGGAGAAGCUCAGAACAAGACUGGAGCCACUGCGGGAGCAGCUCAAACUCUUACAAUCACAGAAGUUGGUCAGUCGUCAAAGAGUGAAACGCAUGCAGUAUCUCGCGGAGCAGGCCGAGGCGGAUCUUCGGACAGAGAUUGAGGAUCUUCAUCAGUUUCUGCGUGAUGAAGAGCAGCGCAGAGUGACGGCACUGAGAGAGGAAGAGGAGGAGAAGAGGAUGAAGAUGGAGGAGAGCAUUAGCAGAAUGAGCAGGGAGAUCUCAGCACUCGCUCUGAACAUACACAACACUGAGCAGCAGAUCCAGACCAGCAGCGCUGAGUUACUCAUGAGCUGUAGAGAUGAUCCUGACAGUUUUCAGAGCUUCAGUUUGAGUUCAGACUCAGAGGAUCCCCCAGAGGAGCUGCUGGACGUCUGCAGACACCUGGGAAACCUCAAGUUCAGCGUCUGGCAGAAGAUGAGGAGCGCUGCUCAAUACACUCCGGUGGUGCUGGACCCGAACUCUGCUCACCCGUGUGUGCGUGUGUGUGUGGGUCUGCGCGCGCUCCGCUUCAGCCACCGCUGUCCUCCAGCUCUGUGUAUUGCAGACGGGCGUGAGGGUUACUCCAGUGUUUUGGGCUCCGUGGCUCUGGGCUCUGGGUCGCACCGCUGGGACGUGCAUGUGGGCGACAGCAGCGUCUGGGCUUUAGGAGUGAUUUCUGAAUCCACCCUGCAGACCAGAGACCAGCAGCCUGAACCCGGACUGUGGAUCCUGGGCUUCCAGAGUGGGGCGUACGGCCAGGGCUGCUGCGGGGAGAGUCUGUCCCGGCUGGGGGUCCGGCGGAGGGUUCACAGGGUCACGGUGCUGCUGGACUGGGAUGCCGGAAAGCUGACCUUUCUGGACUCACUCACAGGUGACCACAUACACACCUUCACACACCGCUUCACCGACAGACUGUUUCCAUACUUCUGCAAUUCCUGUCCAUCUGAAGAGCUAAGGAUCUUACCGGUGGAGGAUCUGACCACACACUCACCGCCGGUGGACGAUCUGUACACACAAAUACCGCUGGUGGAGCAUCUGAACACACACACAACGCCAUUUGAUGAUCUGAACACACACACACCACUGGUGGAGGAUCUCAAUACACAAACACCGCCAGAUGUGAACACACACACGCCACCGGUGGAGGAUCUGUACACACACACAUCACCUGUGGAGGAUCUGAACACACACACACCGCCAGAAGGAAAAACAGAGCCUGUCAGAACAAAGCAGAAGAAAUGGAUGUACAUUAUCAGGGUUAUCACACAGCUACUAGCCACAAAACUGUAUUAUUAGACACAAAACAUUGACCUGAGCUAGGAUCAUUUACUAGCUGUUCACUAAAUGGAAAGCUUGCAGAGAGAAAACUCUUUAUAAAUAGUUGGAUGCAGCCUAAAUGUGUUAUUAUGUUCAAGAUAAAGUAGAUCCAGAAGGUUGUUAUCUCAGACUAAAGCCUGACAGGUUUAUCAGCAGCCCGAUGUGAAGCGCAGCACUGUUGUAGAAGACUGAAGGGUUUAUUCUGAAAAAACAACCGUCUGGAUGUACUUUAUCACGCUUAUUACACGGCUCUUGACAGAAAAGAAACUGGCUGAAUGGAGUAUACACUAACCUGCGCAUUAUUCAGACACUAGAUGGCACCAAACAGUCAAAAACACAAGGCUGACAAAAUGAAAACAGCUGAUGGAGUAUACACUAACCUGCGCAUUAUUCAGACACUAGAUGAUGCCAAACAGUUAAAAACACAAAGCUGACAAAAUGAAAACAGCUGAUGGAGUAUACACUAACCUGCGCAUUAUUCAGACACUAGAUGGCGCCAAACAGUCAAAAACACAAAGCUCACAGAAUGAAAACAGCUGAUGGAGUAUACACUAACCUGCACAUUAUUCAGACACUAGAGGGCGCCAAACAGUUAAAAACACAAAGCUGACGAUUCUAAGGGCUCAUACAUUUAGGGGGCCCCCAGAGACAUUAUCGAGGGCUUGCGCUAACAACCCCCCCCGCUCUUCACUUAAUUCGUGAUCACCAACCCAACCCCCCAACGAUCCGCAUCCCCCACCCCCCUGUGCUCUUCACUUUCAUCAGCGUUCACUUGUCAGAGGGUCUAUGGCGGCCAGCGGCACCCCUGCAACUGACCAAUCAUAAGCUAGUAUUCCAGACAACCUACCUAACUUAUUCAUAUAAUAAUUAUAACAAUAAUAAUAUCUGUCACCUCUGAAUUGCAGCACUUAUAAUCAUUUUAUUUUUCUAUUUAGCGAUUAUGAAUGAGUUUUUUGUUAAACAAACACUUCACCAGGAAACAAUGUGAAUUUUAGUGAUUGAUUUCACUUUCAGUUGUUCAGUAGCAUAAAAUGUAAGUAUUUUCUGUGAUUUAUUAUUACGAUUUGUAUUUUUUUGUGCUCUAAAAAUAUAUAUUUUUUAAUUGUGAAAGUAUUUUUGCCUGCUGUGAAUUGUUGACAAUGAUGUAUGACUGUAGCAUUAGGAUGUCCGUGGAGCCUUAAACACACACACUGUAUAACACUUUUAUUAUGUAUUUACUGAUAAAUAUAUUAUGAAACAAAAAUUCAGCAUUUAUAUUUUUAAAAUGCAGAUUAAAAA